AUGAAUCAAAUAUCAUUCGUUCUUCAAUCAAACAUGAAAGAGUCACUCAAAAUGAUUAAAUUAUUUAAAGAAGAAGGUAAAACAACAACAGCAUGGGAUGUACUAUUAAAUCAAUUAUCCUCAUUAACCGUUAAGGGUGUUUGCUUUAAAUCUGAUUCCCCAGAUGUUUUCUCAACGUUUCAGGGUUAUAAAUACAACAUUCUCGAAAAACCAGAUUACUCAAAAAUUGAGAUGUUUAUGAAUUUCAUUAAAGAAGCCAUUUGUGAUAAUAACGAUGAAGUGUAUAAAUACCUUCUCGGCUGGAUUGCAUCAAUGAUUCAACAUCCUGGAAUCAAGAAUGAAACAGCAAUUAUUUUGAAAGGACUUCAGGGAACAGGUAAAAACAGAUUUACAGACAUUAUUUCUGAACUCCUCGCCGGUUAUUCAUGUAAAAACAUUACUGAAAUAAGUGAGCUAACGGGUAAUUUCAACUCAGUUGUUGAAAAUAAAAUGUUUCUUGUACUUAAUGAACUCAAGAAUGUUGGUGAAGACAGACUCGCAAACUUCAACGCUUUGAAAUCAAUUAUUACGGAUAAUGAGAUUAGAAUUAAUGAAAAGAAUCAACCUAGAAGAACAGCACAGAACGUUGCAAACUUCAUUUUCGUAACUAAUAACGUUUACCCUGUCAAAAUUGAAGUUGGAGACAGAAGAUAUGUAGUUUUAAGGGUUAAUGGUAAAUUUAAGGGUCAAUUUGAUUACUUCAAGAAUUUGAUGAAUUCAUGCACUAAGGAAUUUUAUGAUAAUUUACUGACGUAUUUUAUCAAUUACGACCUUUCAUCAUUUAAUGUACGAAUCAUACCGAUGACUGAAGCCAAACAAGAUUUAAUCGAGUUAUCAACAAAUCCUUUAGAUGAAUGGAUAAAUACACAUUAUGAUGAAUUGAGUGCAGGUAUGACAUGUAAAAAUGCUCUAUUCUGCAAACCAUCAGACAUGAAAGACAAGAAUUUCCAAAUGAGCAUUAAGGAUAAAUGUGAUAAGAAACAGGUAAGAAUAGAUGGUAAACAAACAUGGUGUUAUGUUUUGAAAGAAGAAAUGAAAGGAUUAUAUAAACAGGUUGAACCAAACGAUAAUGAGGAUUCAUUUACUGACGAUGAAAUACCUGUAAAUGAGGCAGUAUAA
Trichomonas vaginalis G3 is the source of this 1158-nucleotide messenger RNA. RefSeq lists its product as uncharacterized. The record is from RefSeq and is a predicted model, not a curated record. NCBI's taxonomy places the organism in Eukaryota, Parabasalia, Trichomonadida, Trichomonadidae. The transcript has a single exon. The coding region runs from base 1 to 1158 and encodes 385 amino acids.